GGACCGACAGGCGGGCGGCUGCUGCGGUUGCUGUUGCUGCUGCUGCGGAGGCUGCCAGAGGUUGCGGGAGCUGAUCUCUGUCGGUUUGGCCAGAGGGUCUCGCCCCAGUCAUGGCUCUGCCGCGGGGGACCCCGAGUCGGCCUCUGGUCGGCUUCAUCUGCUUGGUCCUGGCUCAGCACCUGGUCCCGGCCACCAGCUGCCCCGAGGCGGACUUCGAAAAGCUCCUGCGCGAUGUCUGCCUCAGCAAGUUCAGGGGGGAAAUGGCGGGGAUUGAAAAGAAGUUCUGGUGCAACUGGGACUACACCUACAAGACGUACGGAGAGCUCACCAACUGCACCUUUUUCAUCGCCGAGAAGCUGUACUGCACCUGGCCCAACCUGCAGGUGAACGACUUCUUCCUCGCCAUCCACAGGCACUACUUCCGAGAGUGCCCCGUCACGGGCAGGGCCCUGAAGGACCCGCCCAGCAACAUCCUCUGCCCCUUCAUCAUCGGCCCCAUCUUGGUGACGCUCCUCGGGACGGCGCUGGUGGUGUACAAGAGUCAGCGCAACGAGGGCAUCGUGUAAGGCCUCGCCCGCCCGGCUCCGGCUCCUGGGGCUUCCACGUGCAUGUACCCCCCGCCAUCGUCGUCGUGACCCGAGACUGUGGGGCUGUCAGACCGAGGGAUGCUGGGAAGGAGGUGGGAAGGGAGCGGCUCUGAGGGGAUACUCUCUGCGGGGGAGGGAGGGCGGGCGAGGGAGAGAGCAUCGUGGGAGAAGACGCGAGCAGGCUGCAGACAGCCCUAUUCAUUCCCUCCCCACAACCUGCUCCCGAGUCACCCCAACAAUAUUUUUCAGUUGCUAACAGGAGAGAGUUCUACUUGACGUGAGCCCUAUCUUGUCUCAGCCGGCAGGGUCCACGAGAUUGGUUAAGGUUGGCCAAGGUUCCGUCAGGCAGAGAAGUUGUGAGUAUAAAUUAUUCCUUGGGAAGCCGUUGGGCAAGUGUUUCUCUUGAAGUGUUCAUUCUCCAGAUGUGAUCCUCCGACCUUUUGGUGUUUCCAUUGUAUAAAUGAUUUUAUUGUACUGUACACAUAAAACAAGCUGUGUUUGAGUGAUUAAAAGCUAUAAUCUCAAA
Messenger RNA from Antechinus flavipes (yellow-footed antechinus), 1113 nucleotides. It is a transcript of the gene RAMP1, whose product is annotated as receptor activity modifying protein 1. The record is from RefSeq and is a predicted model, not a curated record. Bases 111 to 566 code for a protein of 151 amino acids. Gene Ontology annotation, molecular function: coreceptor activity. Gene Ontology annotation, cellular component: signaling receptor complex; cell surface; membrane. The transcript has 3 exons. Lineage: Eukaryota; Metazoa; Chordata; Mammalia; Dasyuromorphia; Dasyuridae. Gene Ontology annotation, biological process: G protein-coupled receptor signaling pathway; receptor internalization; protein localization to plasma membrane.